AUUCUUCCUAAUAAAAACGUCAAAAUAGAAACAAACAUUCUAAACCCUAACAAUCGGUCUCCCUCCCUCUCCUCUCGAUCUCACACCCCGGCUCUUCACGGUCUCUCUCUCUCUCUCGGGCUCCUCUCGGUUGCCCCCGCUGCUACUGUUUCUGCAGGUUAGUGUGUGUUUAAUUGCUUAUAAUCCUUCAACGUCCACUUACGGUCCCGAUUACAUCACCGCAGGAUGAGCAGGGCAGCCACGGUCAUUGCUGGUGUAGCUGGAUCAUUUGCAAUUGCGUAUGCAUUUGACCAUCUUAUUGCUGACAAGAAGAUAUUUGGAGGCACUACACCUAAAACUGUUGCAACCAAUGAGUGGUGGGAAGAAACUGACAAGAAAUUCCAGGCAUGGCCACGCACCGCUGGGCCUCCAGUUGUGAUGAAUCCAAUCAGUCGCCAGAACUUCAUUGUGAAGUCUCGUGAAUCUUGAACCAAAAUUUUAGCUGGUGAUCUGCUGCGUUAUCUAUAGCUAAUGCCUUUUAUUGGUAAUGUUUUAUCUGGUUUUAGUACCCCAACACAGCCAUGAUCAGUUGAGAUGAUGGGAUCUUUGUUUCUUUUUAUUUGCAUACUCUUUCCUGGAAAUGGGUUUGAUUGACAAAUGCUGUUGCCUAUACUGAAUGAAUCAAAUAAAUGUGAGUCAGAUUCGGCUGUGUUUAUGGUU
Messenger RNA from Manihot esculenta (cassava), 699 nucleotides. RefSeq lists its product as uncharacterized. The transcript has 4 exons. The record is from RefSeq and is a predicted model, not a curated record. The coding region runs from base 226 to 468 and encodes 80 amino acids. NCBI's taxonomy places the organism in Eukaryota, Viridiplantae, Streptophyta, Magnoliopsida, Malpighiales, Euphorbiaceae.